This is a messenger RNA of Oryza brachyantha (malo sina), 2950 nucleotides long. Its product is annotated as cation/calcium exchanger 1. NCBI's taxonomy places the organism in Eukaryota, Viridiplantae, Streptophyta, Magnoliopsida, Poales, Poaceae. Gene Ontology annotation, biological process: monoatomic cation transport; transmembrane transport. Gene Ontology annotation, cellular component: membrane. The transcript has a single exon. Bases 305 to 2011 code for a protein of 568 amino acids. Gene Ontology annotation, molecular function: monoatomic cation transmembrane transporter activity. The record is from RefSeq and is a predicted model, not a curated record.
CCUUCCCGCGUUGAUUUACUUUCUCCACCACUAUUAAUGCGAGGACGGCCCAACCGCAACCCCUCUCUCGUCAUCUCGUCGUCCGGGGGGCUCUCCAACUCUCCAUCCUCUCUGAUCGCUUCCCGUCCUGUCCCGCUCCCGGUUCGCGCGCCACGCACUCGACACGCCUCCCGUUGCUGCUCCCCCACCGCGCAUCCCUCCGCUCCCCCCGCGAGGCCGCGACCGCCUCCGCACCGAGAUCCUCAGCAAUCGGCGCGGGCAUGCCGUCCUAGCCUCUACUGGGCUAGUGGGCUCCCCCCGUUUUAUGGCGAUCCUGCGCAGGCGCGGGUACAGUGCCGCCGUUCCCAGCGCCUGCUUCUUCCUCCUCCUCCUGCUGCUGCUGCUCGUCCUGUCCGACUCCCGCCUCCUGCCCACUCGCCGGGGCCAUGGCGGCGUCCUAGAAGGGGUGGUCCUUAGGGGGAGUGGCUCUGGUUCUGGUUCGUCGUCGUCUGGCGAGGAGCAGCGGAGCUGCCAGGAGCUGCAGUCCAUCGCGGGCGGGGAGGCCAGGUGCCUCUACCUCCAGACGCACCCGCCAUGCGCGCCCGCGGGGUACGUGGAUUACCUCCGGCUCUUCUACUGCGGGUUCGCCCACGCGCCAGCGGCGGGGUACGCGGCGGCCGUGCUCUGGCUGGUGGUGCUCUUCUACCUGCUCGGCGACACCGCGUCCGAGUACUUCUGCGCGUCGCUCGAGGGGCUCUCGGCGGCGCUGCGGCUGCCGCCGGCUAUCGCCGGUGUCACGCUGCUGUCGCUCGGGAAUGGCGCGCCGGAUGUGUUCGCCAGCGUCGUCUCCUUCGCGGCCGGCGACGGCGGGGGCGUCGGGCUUAACAGCGCGCUCGGCGGCGCGCUGUUCGUGUCCACCGUUGUCGCUGGGGUGGUCGCGCUCGCCGCCGCCUCGCGUGCCGGCGGAGGCGGCGUUGUGGUGGAGCUACGCGGGUUCGUGCGCGACAUCUGCUUCCUCCUCCUCGCGCUCUGCUCCCUCCUCGCCAUACUAGUGACCGGCACGGUCACCGUCUGGGUGGCCGCGUCCUUCGUCUCGCUCUAUGCCGCCUACGUCCUCCUCGUCUGGACCUCCCAUUGCUGCUCCGAGCCGGGCAAGCCGCCGCAGGCAGAACUCACCGCGCCGCUCCUCCUCGACGACGACGACGGCGUCACGUCUCUGCCGUCCUACUCCAAGACCUCAACGCCCUCGAGAACAAGAGCUUACCUGCAUUGGCUCCUCUCCGCAAUCCGCAUGCCGCUGUACCUCCCGCGCCGCCUCACAAUUCCGGACAUCGCCGCGCACCGCUGGUCCCGCCCCUGCGCCGUGGCGUCCCUCGCGCUGGCGCCGGUCCUCCUCGCCGCCACCUGGACCUCGUCGUACCGUCACGGCCUCGCUCUUCUCCUCGGCGGCGUCUUCCUCGGCCUGCUCCUCGGCGCGCUCGCCGCGGCCACGACGGACGCCGCCUCCCCGCCCCGCGGGCGGUGGCGCCGCGUGCCGUGGCUGGCGGCGGGGUUCCUGAUGAGCGUGCUGUGGGCGUACACCCUGGCGCGCGAGCUGGUGGCGCUGCUGGUGGCAAUCGGGUACAUGGUAGGCGUGAAGGCGAGCGUGCUGGGCGUGACGGUGCUGGCGUGGGGGGACUCGCUGGGCGACCUGGUGUCGAACGUGGCCAUGGCGCUGCACGGCGGCGCCGGCGGCGCGCAGACGGCGGUGUCCGGGUGCUACGCGGGCCCGCUGUUCAACACGGUCGUCGGUCUGGGCCUCUCGCUGGCGCUGGCGGCGGGGUCCCAGUACCCGGCGCCGUUCGCGAUCCCGGCGGGCGGGGCGGUGUACGAGGCGGUGGGGUUCCUCGUCGCCGGGCUGGCGUGGGCGCUGCUGGUGGUGCCGGCGAGGGGGAUGCGGCUGGACCGGGUGUACGGCCUGGGCCUCAUCGCAAUCUACCUCGCCUUCUUCGCCAUCCGCGUCUUCGACAGCCUCGGCCUCUGGACAUACUAGCCUAGCCAGCAACCACCAAACUCCCCCAAGCGACCGUGCAGUGCAACUAACCUACCACUGCUCUCGGAGCGCCAUCAAUGGCGGCCACUCAUGUAGCACGUACUCCACCUACCUAGCUAGCGGUAGCAACCUAGUGAGAUCGAGCGAUAGAUCAAGACCAGAUUUUUUUUGUUUGUGUACAUGACUCACAAGAGCCUUCAGCUAACAACAGUGAUGUCGCAACUGUUCAUAUCUUCGUUUGGCAUCCUGUCGCAAUCCGCCAUUAACCAACGGGUACAAGGAUUAAUUUCUUCAUUUGCACUCACAGGUCACAAACAACAGCAUCCCUCCCGAUCGAUCGACCGACCACUCGAUCCCCCCACGUUUUUACGACGAUCCGGGCAUCGACCGUCGGUUGGUCGAGCCAUUCGCAGGCCGGGGGACCAGUGGCGUCCAUUAGUUCGUCACGUGUGCUUUCCCGUUUAGUACUCGUAUUAGCGAGGCCUGUCGCUUGGGCGUCGUCGUCUUCCUUCCUCCUCUCCGAGAGCGAGGUCGGGGACAAAUCGAGGAGGGGAGGGCGGGCCUUGUUCCGCGAACUAGACGCAACGUCGGCUAAUUGGUGGUUUAGUUUUAGAUGUUGAUUUUUGCGUUGCCCUUUCAGAAGAAAAGGUUAGGUGAUUGCAUCAUCUUCGUGUUUCUUCUUGUCAACCUAUGCACUAAACUUGUCAUCUUCGCACACUAAUUGGCCUUCUUUAUUUGGGGGGCAGCAUCUAAUCUGCAUGCUACAAUAAUGCUGAACUUUCUGUAAGAUAACAUCAACGAUAAUUUUGUACUCUCUCUUUUUUUUUAAUUGACCACCUUUAAAUUUAGGUUUGACUCUUUGUACAAUGAACAUUUGCUCAUGUAAUGGCCAAAUAAGGCUUACCUGCUCUUAUAACAAACAUAUGUUAAUAAUGGAUU